AUGGCGCAAAAACGACUCAUGCAGGAGCUGAAGCCGCUCCAAAAAGAGCGAUGGGUCAAUAUUGAGACAGACGAGACAAACAUUCGCAAGUGGCGGAUGGGUCUCUGGGUAGUCAACCCAGACAGCGUUUGGCACGGAGCCUACCUCAAGGCCGAGAUGCGCUUCCCUGACGAUUACCCGUACCAGCCACCGACCUUCCGCUUUAAUACCCCCAAUAUAUGCCACCCGAACGUUUAUCCUGAUGGAACCUUAUGUAUCUCCAUUCUUCAUAAACCAGGCGAUGACGACCGCUCCGGAGAACUUGCCAGCGAGAGAUGGAACGUUCUUCAUGGCGUUGAGUCAGUGUUGCGUUCCGUUUUGCUUCUCAUGGACGACCCCGAGAUCAACUCGCCGGCAAACGUGGAUGCCAGUGUCCUCUACCGAGACCACCGCGACGAAUAUAACAAAUCUGCCAAGGCUCUGGUUGAACAAACGCAAAGCGACGUACCAGAAGGAAUAACUAUGCCGACCUCUGAGGAGCUCAUGCCGGCGCCUGUUAAGGUUGUCGAAGAGGAAGACGAUGAUUUCUGGAAUAUUUCAGACGAGGAUGAUGAUUUCGGCGGUAGCGAUAGCGAUGCUGGUAUGGACGACUUCGAAGACGACGAUGAUGACGACGAAGACACCAAAUAA
This is a messenger RNA of [Torrubiella] hemipterigena, 669 nucleotides long. The record is from the annotation of a GenBank genome assembly. Lineage: Eukaryota; Fungi; Ascomycota; Sordariomycetes; Hypocreales; Clavicipitaceae.